Hemibagrus wyckioides is the source of this 2778-nucleotide messenger RNA. It is a transcript of the gene il17rel, whose product is annotated as interleukin 17 receptor E-like. Lineage: Eukaryota; Metazoa; Chordata; Actinopteri; Siluriformes; Bagridae. Gene Ontology annotation, molecular function: interleukin-17 receptor activity. Bases 542 to 2239 code for a protein of 565 amino acids. The transcript has 18 exons. The record is from RefSeq and is a predicted model, not a curated record.
GUACAGUGUGAAGGAGAAUGUGUGUAUAAAUACAGGAGGGAGAAGGGUAAAAACAGAGAGAGAAAGAGUUGUAUAUUGUGUAUAUGGCUAAAGGAAAGAGACAGAGAGAAAGAGAUUUCUGUAGAGGUGCUUUACGGAAAGAUAUAUUGCUAAGAGGGAAGGAAGAGAACAUAAGUGCUUAGAGAAAAUAUGUGAACAGAGUAGACUAAGUGUAAAUAGAGGAAAGAGUGUAUGUGUGUGUGUGUGUGUGAGAGAGAGAGAGAGAGAGAGAGAGAGAAAGAAAGAGAGAGAGAUAGAUAGAGAGAGAGAGAGAGAGAGAGAGAGAGAGAGAGAAAGUCCCACCCUCCCAUGGCUAUAUAAUCAGAGCUCAUCACCUUCACUUUUAAAUGAAAUGGCCAUAAAGCCUUAGAAGGAAACACAGAUCAAAACAGCAGACUGUACAAACAGGCUUAACCUGCCCUUGGUCCACCAUUUGGGUUCUCUUCCUUCAGCACCUUCAACCUAUUUACCCCUCAACCAGCUCCAGUCUUAAGUCUGAUUAAUGAUGAAGAGUGUGUUACUGCCACUGCUGCUGUUAUUGCUGGCUUUCUGCACUUCCAGACUACAGGGAGAACGGAUAAAGAGGAUUGAGCAAUGUGAAUCCCGUUGCUCGCAGGGACUCCGUUGCAAGUUGAAGCCGCACUUGUCAUUUGAGCAAUGCAGGAAACGUCCGAAUGGCAUGACCAGAGACGUGUUCAGGAACACAAGCAUCUCCACAGUGAUGAGGUGUGAAGGGGCUCGACAGUGCUCUCUUUACCUCCGAGUUAGCACUCAUCUACAGUUAAACAAGCACGUCCACGGCGUCUACAUGUGCACAAUCAGUGCAGCAAUGAUGGAACACUGCAGGAUCGUGACCUUCUCUCGCACACAAAAAGAAAAAGUGGUGGGCAAUCAGGUGAACAUUCAGGACGAUUGCCUGGAAGUAGGCAUAGGCCAAGAUGUUCACUUAACCCUCCAAACCUGGCCCCAAUUCUGUGAUGUGUCUUAUUCCAGAUCAUACCAGGUUCCAGACUGCAGCAACAAAGAUCUACAAGGAAACAUCCCAGAGUGCACCACCGGCAAGAUUAACUAUGAGGUGGAUUCGGAGAGGAAAGAGUUGCAUAUAAGUGUGUCAGACAUGCUGGAGGACAGGGAUUACCAUGUUAGACUCUGCCACAAGAAUUACAUCUGCACCGGCACUGGAGCUCACGUACUGUUAAAAAAGGAGAAUCCAGUGAAAAAUGUAACCCUGAAGUACUCCAGACCAGUGCCCUGCUUGUGCAUUGAGGGCUGGUCUGCCAUGGCUGAUGCUUCCCGAAUUCAAGUCUGCCCUUUCAAAAACCGUGUUGAGGAACUCUGGUCUGGGAUAACCUUUGACCCUGUGGAGGAAACGCUGUCAUGGGAAGCUUCAUGCCAAGUUAAUGCUGUCAUUUCACUGUGUGAGAUGCAAGACCAAGGUCUGUGCCAAGACCUCGCCAAUUCUUCACAGAGAUAUGUCAAAGGAAUGGUGUCAUAUUCAACAGUGGAUCCACAUCCCAAGCUUUGCAUGAAGUUCAUCACAGAGAGCGGUGCAUGGAUAAAGUGUCCAUUUUCAGAUGGAAAUUUCCCAGCCUGGGAUGUAAAGGUUUCUAAUGAAGAGGACAUGCCACAGGUGCUUGUGACUUCCCGGGUGAAAACAAGCCUUUCUUUGAGUGUAUGUUCCAACACUGGGGUGUCUGAGUGUGAGGACACACAAACCAUCUUAGUUGAUGUGGAGAAAUUUAAACAUGUGCAACCAAAUCUGGCUUUGGAUCUUUGUACAUCAGGUCUUUGCAUCAAGGCAAAGCGUGUGGAUGUAAAAUAUGGAGUCACUACACUGUAUUGCCAGCCUGCAUGUUCCCUUUUUUCCUCAAAGCCCAAGGACCGUGACAGUAAAUGGCAGAUGAUGUACUUCAUUGUGCCGGCAAUGACACUGACCACAGCUGUAGCCGUUGCUGCGGCAGUGAUGACCAUUGCGAUGCUUGGUUACCAAAUCAAAAGGACAAUAAAGACUCGGGUCAUUGCUCAUUUCCAAGGACCGCACACAGCCUUAUUCUCAACAAUGGCUGAGGAGGUGAACUCAAAAACUGAGCUGAUGUCCACAACAGUACUUGCUGAUGGAAAUAUCUCAGAAAGAUCUGAGAUACAAGACUCUGAGAGGUCCAAUCUACUGAAUGACUUCACAAACCACAUAGAAGUGUAGCUCUAAAGAUGGCUCAAGAUUGAAUGUUCUGUGUUCAUUUUGCUUUGCAUUUCAUGUUCCUGUAUUGUGAAAAUGGAAAAAAAAACCUUGAAAAGGAAAUAUUCAUGAAAACAUCCCACAGAGAUUUAUUUGUAUGUUAAUUGUUAUUGUUUAUGUAUUUUGAUGUGGACUGUUAUACUGAAUGACCAUUUUGCACUUAUUUCUCUUUUGAUAUGCAAUUUAAUAAGAGUGAAUUAUACCAUGAUAGAACAGAGCAUAUUAAUGAUCUUCUGUAAAAUGAACAGACUUCAACAAACAAAUAUGACAUCAUCCAUCACAAGACUGUUGCGUAUAUUUCUGCUUUUGUGUUACAAAGCAAAAUACAUUUAUUUAUGUGAUAUGUGGUUUAUAUACUUGUAAGAUAGACUUAUUUUUUUAUUGUUUCUGUUGAAUGUUGUUGUUAUCCUAUGGUUGUGCUAUAGGUCAUGUUUAAAUCUCUUAACACUGCCAUUUUUGUAUGAGGAAGCUAUCAAUAAAGUGCUCCACAUGGUAACUGCCAA